UAAUGAGUCAAUCUGUUGAUCAAUCAGAAGGGUUCAUAUGGGAUGUGCAAGCAGUGAGAGUCUGUAUUCUGCACAGAGAAGCCAGAGAUGAAGCUCACACAUUCGCUCCUCUGCCUGUUCGUGUUCGUGUCCUCUGCCUUGUCAGAGGACACAGUCGUGAACCCUAGAGGUGCUCGUCCUAUUGAACACGGCUACAAGGCACAAGACACCUGUAAGACAAACGAAUGGCCUUUGUGUACAGAUGAUGACUGGGGAACCAAAUGUCCAUCCGGCUGCCGAAUUCAAGGCCUCAUAGACAAAGCUGACCAUGAUAUCAUCAAGAAGAUUGAUAAGAUUCGUCGUCUCCUGAACGAGGGCCAGAAACUGUAUCGCUCCACUGAUCAAGUGUCCAAAAACACUUAUACUUACCUAAGAGAGCGACUGACCUCUAGCGCCGGUAAUGAUAACAGGUACAGCACCUUGGCUGAACAGUUGAGACAGAGGAUUACUGAUAUCAAGAUUAAAAUUGACCGUCAGCUUCGGUUACUGGACGCUCUGAAGUCGCAGGUCAAAGAUCAAGUUGUUGUAAUUCAGCGACUUGAGGUGGACAUUGACAUCAAACUACGCACAUGCAAGGGCUCUUGCGCCAGCUACAGUGAGUUCUCGGUGGACAGGGAGAGCUAUGUGGCUCUGGAGAAGCAAAUGGACAAUCUGAAUGCUUUGCGUGUACAGAGCGUGGAGACCGUCAGUUCCCUGGGAAUCAUGAAAAGCAGGCCGUUGAAAGACGUGGUUUUACCAUCCAUAUAUAAGAGUGGAACGGGCAAAGCUGAGCAGAAGCAGCUCCUCUUCGGAGACGUGGGUCAGAUGCAGCUUACUCUGGAGGCGGAAGGUUCCACUGCCAAAUCUGCCGCCACUGUUAGCAAGUUCCCCACAUCAGGUAUGGGCUCAACUUCCUCCUCUUCAUCACAUACCUCCUCCUCCACCUCCACCAUCAAGCAGUGCACCAAGUCACUGCGCAAAGUGAUAACGCACACCAAAGAAGGGCCCGUGGAGAAGAUUGAGGUUUCGGCAAGUGGGCCCGGGUGUGAAGAUUUAGGAAAACUUGGUGGAGAUGAAAAGUCCAUCACUACUCUCUCUCAUGGCACCGAUGACCUAGGUGGCUUCGGUGGAGGUUUCUUCACGGGGCUUGGCACUGAUACCCAAAGAUUAUCCUCAUCCUCAACCUCCUCGAAAACAGUUGUGUCAGAUGGAAGCAAAAGUUACUCAAAGACCACCCUCUCUAGCGACCCAAAUUUUGGGGAUGACUUUGGUGCUUUCAUGCGUGGCGACGUGGAAGAAGAUCUACCCGACAUCCACGCACGAAGUGUGAAAUCACGCGACGAGCGCAAGGCUGCCUUUGUUGGUGGAGAUUGCGCUGAAAUCCUGCAGAAGCAUGCGAAUGGCGGUCAGAGCGGCCUGUUCAAAAUAAAGCUGGCCGGGUUGGAAGAGGUAGAGGUUUACUGUGACCAGGGCACUGGAUUGGGGGGCUGGACUCUGGUUCAGCAGAGAGAGGAUGGGUCUGUUAACUUCAAUCGCACUUGGAAGGAGUAUCAAAAUGGUUUUGGCCGGUUAGACCAGCAGGGUAAGGGUGAGAUCUGGAUCGGCAACAAAUUUCUACACCUUCUCACUCAGAAAGAGAGUCUUCUGAGACUGGAGCUGCAGGACUGGGAUGGGAAUGAGGCCUACGCCGAGUACAAUUUUAGAGUUGGCUCGGAGGCCGAGGGCUUUCCGCUGACCGUGUCAGAUUACGUGGGUGAUGCAGGUGAUGCGUUAGUGCAAGGGCAGCCUAACCUCGGAUCCUUCCUUUCACACGCUGGCAUGAAGUUUAGCACCUUUGAUAGGGACAGUGAUAAGUGGGAGGAGAACUGUGCGGUAAUGUACGGUGGAGGGUGGUGGUACAAUAACUGCCAGUCAGCCAACCUUAAUGGGAUUUACUAUAAAGGAGGCCAGUACGACCCCGGCACCACAGUCCCUCAUGAGAUUGAGAAUGGUGUUGUGUGGCUGCCUUUCAAACCAGCUGAUUACUCCCUAAAAGUAGUGAGAAUGAAGGUCAGACCUGUCUAAA
Messenger RNA from Sinocyclocheilus grahami, 2083 nucleotides. It is a transcript of the gene fga, whose product is annotated as fibrinogen alpha chain. Gene Ontology annotation, molecular function: signaling receptor binding; protein-macromolecule adaptor activity; extracellular matrix structural constituent. Gene Ontology annotation, cellular component: fibrinogen complex. NCBI's taxonomy places the organism in Eukaryota, Metazoa, Chordata, Actinopteri, Cypriniformes, Cyprinidae. Bases 88 to 2082 code for a protein of 664 amino acids. The record is from RefSeq and is a predicted model, not a curated record. Gene Ontology annotation, biological process: fibrinolysis; protein polymerization; platelet aggregation. The transcript has 6 exons.